CUACAUCUACGCACACAUCUCCGUGAUCUCUUCAGCCUCGCGACUGCCACCAAAUCGGUCUUGGCAGGUUGCUGCGCCAAAUCGGCCGGUCUUGGCAGGUUGCUGCGCCAAAUCGGCCGGUCUUGGCAGGUUGCGCUAGCUACCCAUAGGUUGGCUGGAGAGAUGAGGGCCGGGGGGUGCACGGUGCAGCAGUCGCUGACAGCGGAGGCCGCGGCGGUGGUGAAGCAGGCGGUGAGCCUUGCGCGGCGGCGCGGGAACGCGCAGGUCACGCCGCUGCACGUGGCGAGCGCGAUGCUGGCGGCCGCACCCGCGGGGCAGCUGCUGCGCGCGGCGUGCCUCCGCUCACACUCCCACCCGCUGCAGUGCAAGGCGCUGGAGCUGUGCUUCAACGUGGCGCUCAACCGCCUCCCCGCGUCGGCAUCGUCGCCGCUGCUCGGCGGCAACCACCACUGCUACCACCCGCCGUCCCUGUCCAACGCGCUCGUCGCGGCGUUCAAGCGCGCGCAGGCGCACCAGCGGCGCGGCGGCUCCGUCGAGAGCCAGCAUCAGCAGCCGGUGGUCGCCGCCGUCAAGAUCGAGCUGGACCAGCUCGUCGUCUCCAUCCUCGACGACCCCAGCGUCAGCCGCGUGAUGCGCGACGCCGGCUUCUCCAGCACCCAGGUCAAGGCCAACGUGGAGCAGGCCGUGUGCAGCAGCAGCACCAUGGCUACGGCCGCAGCCGCACCCAGCAAAAACCCUAACCCUAGCAGCUCGGCCACCACCACAAGCCCACCGCCUAAAGAAGCUAAAGCCAAGCCGCCGCUCGCGCUCCACCACCAAGCGCGCGACGAGGACGUCGCCGCCGUCCUGGACUGCCUGGCCUCGCGGAGCAAGAGGAGGGUCGUCGUCAUCGCGGAGAGCGCGGCCGCGGCCGAGGCCAUGGCGCACGCGGCCGUGGACAAGAUCAAGAGAGGCGAGGUGAAGCACGAGCACGACGCGCUGCGAGGCGCGCAGGUCGUCAGCCUCCGCGUGUCGUCGUUCCGUGAGAUGCCGAGGGAGGAGGCCGAGCGGCGGCUCGGCGAGCUGCGGUGCCUUGUCAAGCAGGGCAGGAGGCAGCGGGUCGUGCUCGUCGUGGAGGACCUCAAGUGGGCGGCGGAGUUCUGGGCCGGCCACGACGGCCAGAGCGGGAGGAGAGGCGGGUACUACUACUGCGCCGUCGAGCACGUCGUCAACGAGCUGCGCGCCCUGGCGAGCGGCGGCAGCCUGUGCUGGCUCCUCGGGUUCGGGACGUACCAGGCCUACACGAAGUGUCGGGUGGGGCAGCCGUCGCUGGAGAGCCUGUGGGGGCUCCAGACGCUCACCGUGCCCGCCGGCAGCCUCGCGCUCAGCCUCACCUGCGCCUUCGACGACAGUGCCCUAGGCACAGUCAAUCAGUCCCUGAAAGCGGGCUCUGACGCGGAUGGGAACGGGCCGGCGUCUUGCUGGCCGCUUUUGGGCGGCAGCCAGCUGAGCCUGAGCUCCAGAUGCUGCGGCGACGGCGAUUGCUCUGCCGCGAGGAUCGACACGAAAGCGGCGUUGCCUCGGCCCUCUGUCUCAUCGUCCAACCUCCCUUCCUGGCUUCAGCAUUGCCGUGAUCAUCAGGAGCCUACUACGAGCCAUCUUACGGAUCUUAGCAAGAGCAAGACAUGGAGCUCCAUCUGCAGCAGGCCGUCGCAGCGGAUGACGCUGCAUUUUUCCGCACCGGUGUCUCCGGCCUCCUCCAUCUCCUCCUACGAGCACGGCGGCGACCAGUCGUCGCAGACGCCGCCUCAGCACUCGUGGCUCCUUGCUGGUCUCGACGCCGCGCACCACCGGUGGGAACCCAAGCGCGAGACCAGCGGGAAUAAGGCCGCCAGCAGGUCCCACGACUCCGGCGCCUCGAACGGCGGCUCCGUGGAGGUGGAGUGCCGCGCCAGGUUCAAGGAGCUCAGCGCCGAGAACCUCAAGCUGCUCUGCGGCGCGCUGGAGAAGGAAGUGCCGUGGCAGAAGGAGAUCAUCCCGGAGGUCGCCAGCGCCGUCCUGCAGUGCCGGUCAGGGAUCGCCAAGAGGCGCGACAAGUCGAGGUCGGCGGACGCAAAGGAGGAGACGUGGAUGCUCUUCCUCGGAGGCGACGCCGACGGCAAGGAGAGGGUGGCGAGGGAGCUCGCCAGCCUCGUCUUCGGGUCACGCGACAGCUUCUUAGCCAUCAGGCCUGGUGCCUCGUCGUCGUCGCCGCCGCGGUCAGGUUCCUCCGAGGGUCACCGGAGUAACAAGCGGCCACGGAUGUCGCCGCCGCCGCCUGGGGAGGAGUCGGCGCCGGCCUGCCUGGAACGGUUGCACGACGCUGUAUCCGAGAACCCGCACCGGGUCAUAUUCAUGGAGGGCGUCGAGCAGGCUGGCCGGGACUGCCAGCUCGGCAUCAAGGAGGCGAUCGAGAGCGGGGUCGUGCGGAACCGAGCUGGCGUGGAGGUCGGCGUGGGCGAUGCCAUCGUCGUCCUGAGCUGCGAGGGCUUUGGCAGCACCGGCAGGUCCAGAGCUUGCUCGCCACCGAGCAAGAAGGUGAAGGUAGAGAUGGAGGAGGCUAAGGAGGAGCGCACAGGUGACAUUGAACACAACGGAGAUGGUGGUUCCUCGUCGUCUCCGUCGUGCAUCGAUUUGAACGUGGACAUGGAGAGUGACCAGGCGGACGAGGGAAGUCUCGAUGAUGAUGUCUGUCUGCUCACAGCCGUCGACAGGACCCUGUUCUUCAGAAGACAGGGGUGACUAACUGUGUACAUUGAGUCAUUGAAGGAACCGUAUGCGUGUCAAACGUGCUUCGUUUUGAUAAGAACCUAGAUUAGUUGUAAGCGCGCAAGUAGCAUUUUCUUUAGUUUAUGUUUUUUAUAUCUAGGUUUUAGAGAAUUGGAUCGCCGGUGUAUUUGGGGCUUCACUAAAGACAAAAUAGAGCUGUUGUACAUUUAGCUGGAGAUUCAAUCGCAGUUAUCCGUAACCGACCAAAUUUACUCUCUCUUUUCAGCUUGUACUUUG
Messenger RNA from Zea mays, 3024 nucleotides. RefSeq lists its product as uncharacterized. Lineage: Eukaryota; Viridiplantae; Streptophyta; Magnoliopsida; Poales; Poaceae. The record is from RefSeq and is a predicted model, not a curated record. The transcript has 3 exons. Bases 163 to 2760 code for a protein of 865 amino acids.